Messenger RNA from Saccoglossus kowalevskii, 1748 nucleotides. RefSeq lists its product as uncharacterized. The record is from RefSeq and is a predicted model, not a curated record. Gene Ontology annotation, cellular component: extracellular region. Gene Ontology annotation, molecular function: protein binding; serine-type endopeptidase inhibitor activity. Lineage: Eukaryota; Metazoa; Hemichordata; Enteropneusta; Harrimaniidae.
AUGUAUUACAUUAUUCCUGGAACAGUUAAUAGAAACUGCGUUUGUUUAAAUCUAUUUAGCGAAUGUAGAAACGGCAAGUGGUACUGCAAACCGGACCCAGAUUGUGUUCAACCACCUUGCCCUAUGGGAAUUCCUUUAAUUGGUGCUGAUGGGAGUCCCGUUAGUUGUGAUUCUUUUGAUAAGCAGUGUCCAUUUGGCUACCAUUGUUACACCCAUCCAACUGACUUGACAUCAGUGUGCUGUCCAAAUACAGAAUGUGUGGAUGGUGCAUGGACUGUCUGGUUCGAUAGAGAUGACCCAGGGACUACCGGAGAUUGGGAAACGACAUCACUUGCCAUCAAGUUGUAUGGUGAUAACAUGUGUACCGAUCCAUCGGCAAUACAAGUGCAGACUCUUGACGGUAUUCCUGCAGAAGAUACUGGUGAAAUAUUCUUGCAUUAUUCACCAGACAUUGGUUUUGUGUGUCGGAUGGCAGAUCAGCCAGAUAACACUUGCUUUGACUAUCAAGUGAGAUACUGCUGUCCAGUUGUGUCACCGUGUUCCGCGGGAUUUCCAUUAAUUGGUGAGGAUGGGUCUGAAGUGUACUGUGGUCGCGGUGGAGUUGAGUGUCCAUUUGGUUACCAUUGUGUUAUCCAUCCUGCUGAUGCUUUUGCUGUAUGUUGCCCAAAUACAGAAUGUGAAGACGGGGAAUGGACUAUCUGGUUCGAUAGAGAUAACCCAGGAACUACCGGGGACUGGGAAACGACUCAAGAUCUAAUAAAGCAAUUCGGAGAUCUAAUGUGUUCCAAUCCAUCGGCGAUACAAGUGCAGACCUUAGAUGGCAUUCCUGCUGCGGAUACUGGUGAAAUAUUCUCGCACUAUUCACCUGAAGUGGGAUUUGUUUGUCAGAUGGCAGAUCAACCAGAUAACACAUGUCUUGAUUAUGAAGUUAGAUUCUGCUGCCCAGCUAAUCCCCCAUGUGAUGGUGAAUGGUCACAAUGGUUCGACGAAGACAGUCCAGAAGAAGGGAUUGGCGAUUUAGAAACGCUAGCAACACUAUGUGAAAAUACGUGCGAACGACCCAGCGCAAUUCAAGCCCAGACUAUUGAUGGCAUACCAGCUGAAUUAACAGGCGAUGUGCUCCUCAGCAAUGAUAUCAUUAAUGGAUUUGCUUGUUUGAAUGAAGAACAGGACGAUGAGAAAUGUGAAGAUUAUAAAGUCAGAUUCUGUUGUCCUGAACAGCCAGAUUGUGACAAGUGGACAAAAUGGUUUAACACCGAUGAACCAUGUGAAGGUUCAGAUGCAGAUCGUGAAAUCACUGCCGUAAUCCAAGAUGAAUAUCCAAAUGAAAUGUGUAAAAAUCCGUUAUUCAUCCAAGUUGUUGUCGCCGCCACUGAACAACCUUCAUCAAGCACGGGGCAGGUAUUCCUACAUCACGAUGUCGAUCCUGGAUUUGUUUGUCUUGACAAAGAUCAGCCAGCUGGUGACCAAUGUCAUGAUUACAAAGUUCGAUACUGUUGUGAUGAACAACCUGAUAAACCCGGACAAUGCCCAAUGGUACCAUCUAUCGACGCUGUCCGUCCAAAGGGUUACUGCUACUAUGAAUGUCAAGAUGAUACCGAUUGCCAGGGGAAGAAAAAAUGCUGUGCUUCUGGAAUAUGUGGCACCAUUUGUAUGGAUCCUGUGUUCCCAUGUUUCCAUGAGGGCGUGAUUUACCAGGAGGGCGAUGAAAGGAAAGAAGACUGCAAUACCUGGUAGGUUAUUAGUGA